Messenger RNA from Hylaeus anthracinus, 2442 nucleotides. RefSeq names its product lachesin-like. The record is from RefSeq and is a predicted model, not a curated record. The transcript is spliced from 9 exons. Lineage: Eukaryota; Metazoa; Arthropoda; Insecta; Hymenoptera; Colletidae. Bases 599 to 1972 code for a protein of 457 amino acids. Gene Ontology annotation, cellular component: neuron projection.
UAAGGCUCCUAUACAUAUAACGAUACUAUAUAACAGAGGGUUGUGCCAAGCAGAUUAGGCUAACAAAAAUUGUUCGCGGUCUUCAACAAGCAUUGAUCAUCCUGCAAGAGGACAAAUCAGGAUGUACACAAUCUUCAACACACAUGCAAACAUCGUUCAAAAGGAAAGAUCAGAAUUUGUAUUCGUUUCCUUGGUAUUAAUAUCCAAGUAGCUUUAUUUUGGAUCAAUUCGACCGUUUUACUUCUUGACGAAACUUUUUAUUUUCGAAAGCAGAUGUGGAACUGCGAGGGUGGGAUGCGUUUUGGGGAAAUUCGCGAUUGGGCGAGGGUAGCAAGGGUCGGAGCGGACAAGUAGCAAGAGUCGACGGUACGGGUGGACGCGCUGUGAGAAAGCCCAUAAAAGGGAGAUCGCGAGGGUGUUCGGAGCACAGUCGCGCACCGUCUGUCCGUUAGUACGGUACGCGGCACUCCUCGACGUACGUGCUACGCUCGGUCGGAGCAUCAUCUCGGGACGAGCAACAGUUAUGCCCUCAGAUCAUCGCGUCAUUGGCUGACACGGUCCAAUAUUUAAACUUCGUCACGCGUGUGUGCGCGUACGUAUGGCGUAUGGCCCACUCAAUGGUAUGGCAUCGCGGGACAUUGUUCUUUGCUUCUUCCUCGCCGCGCACCUCUACUCAAGUUUCGGUCAAACGAUGCCGAAGUCCGAGCUCCAGCCAGAAUUUCUAGCACUCUUGGAGAACCACACGGUCAUUCAAGGUCGUGACGUCUCCUUCACCUGCGUCGUUAAUCAUCUUCAAACUUACAAGGUCGCCUGGUUAAAGUCGGACUCCAAAGCUAUCCUGGCCAUUCAUACGCACAUGGUCGCGCACAACCCACGGCUGUCUGUCACUCACAACGGACAUAACACGUGGAAACUGCACGUGACCAACGUUCAACCGAACGACUCGGGCACGUACAUGUGUCAAGUUAAUACGGAACCCAUGAGGAGCCAGACGGGUCACAUGAAGGUAGUGAUACCGCCCGAUAUCAUGGAUUUGGACGACUCGGCCGACCUCCUAACGGCUAAAGAGAACAGUGAUCUGCGAUUACGGUGUCGGGCCACAGGGACGCCGAAACCUAUGGUCACCUGGAAGCGGGAGGAUGGCCGAAAUAUCACCCUUCGAACCGAGCACGGUGUUAAACGAGUGAAGGUGCACGAGGGGGAGCAGCUUUAUCUAACAGGGAUUCUGCGUCAGGAAAUGGGCUAUUACCUUUGCAUCGCGUCGAACGGCGUGCCGCCGUCAGUCAGCAAAAGAUAUUACGUCAACGUUCGGUUUAAACCACUGAUUAAAGUCCCCAACCAAUUAGUAGCGGCACCUGCUAACAGCGACGUCGUUCUUCAUUGCUACGUCGAGUCCUCGCCGAAAGCUCUGAAUACAUGGUACAGGGACGACGGUAUAAAGUUAUUGCCGGACGAGAAACACAAUCUAUCGGAGGUGCCGUUGAACGAUUAUGCAUAUCAAUUAAAUCUGACCAUCAAGAGAUUGAGCAGGGACGACUUCGGCAGCUACACCUGCUCCGCGGAGAAUCUACUCGGCAAGACCGAGGGAACGAUAAGGCUGCAAGAAUUGUUUCUACCGAGGACCACCUUAGCGCCGACCCGCAACACGGAUUUCAACGAUAAAUACGGAUCAAAGAAACAAAGCGAUAGAAAGGGUAAAUUGCUCUCGUUUGGACGCGAAGGUUUGUCGAAAAAUAGUGGAAAUGUGGGUCACACGACAACGAUGUUGAGGAGAAAUAGUUCGAACGCUUUGACGGACGUGAACGCGAAAAAAUCGAAAGUUUCAUCAUACCCGGCACCGGCACCUGCGCCAGCGCAUUUUCCCCCGACCCAGCUGAAUGUCCAGAACAGCGUCACUUCGCUGCGGCGUUGUCGAUUAAACUGCGUAGCAUUAAUGUUCGCUUUCGUAGUGAUCGUCGUAUGUAGUUCGUAAAAGAGUCCGUCGUGUACAGACCGCACGACGAGUACAAAUUACGUUAAUAGUAGGCCAAAAGAAUAUCGAAAACAAUCCAAUUGCGUCCUGGCUUCCGGUUACUUUACGUUCCUUGCGUUCCCGAAAUGUUACCGAGAUUUUACGUUUCACCGCCGACGCGGACUCGUCGCUUCCCUUAUACUAAUUAAACGGUUGCGUCACCUUCACAGCGAGAACGAUCAAUUUUCUUUUUUUUUUUUUUCGUUGUUGUUGUUGGGAGGUGGUAGAUGAGGUUGCGUUCUUGCGAUUUGGGAUAAUUAAAAUAUAGUAGAACUUCAUUUGUCCGAAUUAGGGGACUAAUCAUCAGGUUUGGAUGACUGGAUAGUUGAUGCAACUUGAGUUCACGAAUUUUCAUCGCUUAUGGUAGAUUCGAGUCAUCUUCAACCAGACUUUGAUAAUGAAAAGUUACGUUUGUAUGCUUUUAAUGUUUU